AUGUCUACUUCCCAAGACAUCGCUGCCACUGAUACCGGCACCAUGUUGCAAGGCGACAGUGACAGAGAUGCGUCCUGGUCGUCCGAUCGCGCCUCCUGCCCUCAGGUUCCCCAGACCGACCAAGAACUCGACAAACCCCCUGUUCUCCUGAACUACACUCUGGACCCUGAAGACAUGCUCGACAACUUCCAGGGUAAUCUAUCUCUUCUCUACCGUGCUCUUGCGCACUUGGUCCUCGCCCACGGAACAGUCGACGCCCUCUACCACGCCUUCCGCGCCGUCGCAACCGCCCGUAAGGGCACUCAAAACUCCAGCAAUCAAUCCGAUCACGAGGAGAUUGUCGAAGUACUUGCUCUCGCAGAGGAGAUCGUCCAGGAAAUGCUAGAUCGUGGCUUCGGACAAGCUGCUGCUCAGACCGUCAAUGUCACUCAGACUUGCAUCAUCAAGUAUGAUCCAGUCCGCGAUGUACCUGAGUCGCAGAUACCUCGUACACCCCGCAGAUCGCUGCGCCCCAGAGGCCCGACGGCUCCCAAGUUCUCCAAACAGAAGUCUCCCCAGAAGGCUACCUCGCCUCAGAAGAACAGAUCUCCCCGCAGGAACCAAGCACCUCAAAAGCGCAAAGUCGCCGCCGCCUAUGAUGUGCCCAAGGAUCUCUACUACACUAUCCGUGGCAUUCUAGAUGAACACGAGACUGGCUAUCUCGUUGAUUGGGAAAACAUCGGCUCGCAGUCCUUCUCGCCUACUUGGGAGCCCAAGGGCAACGUCACCGACCUCGCCAUCGGAGUCUGGGAAGAAGAGAAGAAGAAGAUUAAGAACAGAUGA
Molecule: messenger RNA, 822 nt
Organism: Aureobasidium namibiae CBS 147.97
Lineage: Eukaryota; Fungi; Ascomycota; Dothideomycetes; Dothideales; Saccotheciaceae
Exons: 5
Coding region: 1-822 (273 amino acids)
Source: RefSeq, a predicted model, not a curated record